GCGGCAGCCCGGCCGGGCCUGCAAUCAUUAACCAGCGGGAGGAGGCGGGCCCCGGGCACAGGCUCGCACCUGCCUGCCCCCGGUCUGCCGCGGCAGGCGAGGCGGAGGCGCAGCGCCGUCCCGCCGCCUGCGGGCACCGCGCUUCCUCGGGGUCGGGAGGCGCCGGGGGGGGGAAGGUCUCUCCACGCCUCCUCGCUGGCGGCGGGAGCCGGCGCGCCGCGGGCCAUGGCCGGCUGCUGCCUCUCCGCCGAGGAGAAGGAGUCGCAGCGCAUCAGCGCCGAGAUCGAGCGGCAGCUGCGCCGCGACAAGCGAGACGCCCGCCGAGAGCUGAAGCUGCUGCUGCUGGGCACAGGUGAAAGUGGAAAGAGUACUUUCAUCAAACAAAUGAGGAUUAUUCAUGGAUCAGGUUACACAGAAGAAGACAGGAAAGGCUUCACAAAACUGGUUUACCAAAAUAUAUUUACUGCCAUGCAAGCUAUGAUCAGGGCCAUGGACACUCUCAAAAUACAGUACACAUCGGAAGAGAACGAGGAUAAUGCUCAGAUGAUCAGAGAAGUAGAAGUGGAUAAAGUGACAGUGCUGGAAAGAAAACAAGUUGAAGCAAUCAAGAGGCUCUGGGAAGACCCAGGAAUUCAAGAGUGCUAUGACAGACGAAGGGAAUACCAGCUCUCGGACUCUGCUAAGUAUUAUCUUACUGACAUUGAUCGAAUUGCUAUGCCCUCAUUUGUGCCGACUCAGCAAGAUGUUCUUAGAGUCAGAGUGCCAACUACGGGAAUUAUUGAGUAUCCUUUUGAUUUAGAAAAUAUUAUAUUUAGGAUGGUGGAUGUAGGUGGCCAAAGGUCUGAAAGAAGGAAGUGGAUUCAUUGUUUUGAAAGUGUUACUUCCAUCAUUUUCUUAGUUGCAUUAAGUGAAUAUGAUCAAGUCUUGGCAGAAUGUGACAAUGAGAAUCGAAUGGAAGAAAGCAAGGCCUUAUUUAAAACUAUCAUCACAUACCCCUGGUUUCUGAAUUCUUCAGUCAUUUUGUUUUUAAACAAAAAAGAUCUUCUAGAAGAGAAAAUCAUGUAUUCCCAUCUAAUUAGUUACUUUCCAGAAUACACAGGACCUAAACAAGAUGUCAAAGCUGCCAGAGACUUCAUUUUGAAGCUGUAUCAGGAUCAGAAUCCAGACAAGGAGAAAGUAAUCUACUCCCACUUCACUUGUGCCACAGACACAGAGAAUAUUCGCUUUGUCUUUGCUGCUGUCAAGGACACAAUCCUGCAAAUAAACCUGAGGGAGUUCAACCUGGUUUAAAAGGAAAACAUUGUUUGCAUCCACAAAGUGCGAUUUACUCAUAGUAUAGCCUGCGUUGAUACGAAAAAGAUUGGAGUCUUUUUAAAUACUAUUUAUUUACAGAAAUGUAAGGGGGGGUUUAUAUUUACUGAAGAAGUAAGGAUUAAUGAAUGAGUUUCAAAGUUUACUUUUUUAAGCUAUAAAUUUAAAACACUAUUUUCAUAUUUCCCAUA
This is a messenger RNA of Dromaius novaehollandiae (emu), 1502 nucleotides long. RefSeq names its product guanine nucleotide-binding protein subunit alpha-14. Gene Ontology annotation, cellular component: heterotrimeric G-protein complex. Bases 226 to 1290 code for a protein of 354 amino acids. The record is from RefSeq and is a predicted model, not a curated record. The transcript has 7 exons. Lineage: Eukaryota; Metazoa; Chordata; Aves; Casuariiformes; Dromaiidae. Gene Ontology annotation, molecular function: GTPase activity; G-protein beta/gamma-subunit complex binding; guanyl nucleotide binding. Gene Ontology annotation, biological process: phospholipase C-activating dopamine receptor signaling pathway; action potential; adenylate cyclase-modulating G protein-coupled receptor signaling pathway.